Anolis sagrei ordinatus is the source of this 1456-nucleotide messenger RNA. RefSeq names its product phospholipase A2 inhibitor and Ly6/PLAUR domain-containing protein-like. The record is from RefSeq and is a predicted model, not a curated record. Gene Ontology annotation, molecular function: phospholipase inhibitor activity. Gene Ontology annotation, cellular component: extracellular region. Lineage: Eukaryota; Metazoa; Chordata; Lepidosauria; Squamata; Anolidae.
AUGUCGGCUUCCCUUGGCCUUGGUGUCCUCUUAGCAUUUCUAGCCAGAGGGACUGCUCUGCAAUGUGAAGUCUGCACAGGUCUUGGCCAGAACUGUACUGGGGAGCUGGAAAUAUGUCCUCCAUAUCAUGAUUUUUGUGCCACUACUAUGUUUGAAACUGAAAGGGAAGAAAUAAAGGUCCAUGGACUCGUUAAGAACUGUGUUCCCUCCACUGUCUGUAAAACUGGUUCUGCUGAUAUUAACCUGGGCAAAAAAGGAAGAUCGAGGACAAGCGUUUUCUGCUGUCAAGGCGAUGCUUGCAAUACAGCCUCUUCAGCCAAAUUGCCACUUGUAGAUACCAAACUCAAUGGUCUGCGAUGUCCAGCCUGCUAUGCUUCCUUUUCUGAGUCAUGCGGUGAUGAUACGGUUGACUGUGUUGGAUCAGAGUCUCAUUGCAUUGAUUUGGCUGGAUAUGUAUAUACAGGUGAAACAUCUGAAAAAGUUGCCAUGAAGGGCUGUGCUACUCUAGCCGUCUGUGAUGCCACCACAGGAGGUGCAGCAACUUUUACUGGGGUCAGUUCAGCCAUCACAAAGCUUGAAUGCAGAGCGGCCACCAACGUUGCCAGCCAAACUCCCGAAGCAACUGGACUCUUCCUUUCAGUCAUUGUUGGACUUGUGAUGAUUCAGCUUUCAUCCUAACUAAUCAUCUGCAUUCGUGAACAAGUGCAUGGAGAAACUAAACUGAGGAUUGGAUUAAAUCUGGUUCAGUGCUCAUAUCACAGCUGGGCAUACGGGAUAUCUGAGAUCAGGACUCAGGCAUAAUACAGAAAGCCCCCAAGUUAAGAACAAGAUAGGUUCUGUAGGUUUGUUCUUAAAUUGAAUUUGUAAGUCAGAACACAUACAUUUUUAAAGUUUAACUCCAGCUGUAAUAAUUGGAAUUUGAAAAAAAAACCUGGCUUGUUGUGGAAACAAGAAUUGGUGACAAAGUUUCAGCAAAGAAACCUUUAUUCCCAUGAUAAUUCUUUCAGGUGUGGAUUUCCUUUCCUACGGGUAGAUUUCUCCCACUUCCUGUUGUCUCACCUCCGUUCUUAACUAAGUUUGAUGUUUGUAACUAAAGAACUGCUUGUAACUAUGGUUGCACAAAACCCUAGGCACAAAUUAAAGAUUUUUUUUUUGUAUAAGUUAACCAAAAUCCAGCAGUAUUAUAUUACAAGCAGGGGGAAACCUAUUGGGGUCAUUUCAAUAUAUGGGUUGAGUAUCCUUUGAAACCAGUAGGGUUUCGGAUUACUAGGGGAUUUUGUUAUACCUGUACUUGCGUAGUUGCAUGUAAUUUGAUAUCUUGGAAAUGAGACCCAAAUCUAAACACACAAUUAGUUUAUGAUUCCUAUACAGCUUAUACAUAUAGACUGGAUGUCAUUUUAUACAAUCUAUUUAAUAAUUUUGUGCAUGAAACAAAGUUUGUAUACAUCAAACUAUC